Helicoverpa zea (corn earworm) is the source of this 2239-nucleotide messenger RNA. RefSeq names its product trypsin delta-like. Bases 1441 to 2223 code for a protein of 260 amino acids. The transcript is spliced from 5 exons. The record is from RefSeq and is a predicted model, not a curated record. Lineage: Eukaryota; Metazoa; Arthropoda; Insecta; Lepidoptera; Noctuidae. Gene Ontology annotation, biological process: proteolysis. Gene Ontology annotation, molecular function: serine-type endopeptidase activity.
CGCCGACUCAGACUAAUUUGUAGCACUUUAUCUUAACAUAGCAUAUGAUUUUAAGCAGACACGAGAACUGUUGGCGUUACUGAUAUUAUUCUUUGAAUUCCGUUUUACAGUCCGAUUCACUUCCACUUCCAUUCAUUUGGUCGUUACGUAGACAAUGAAGCAAGGCUGUGCACUAUAGUACCGUGAUGUGAGUAGGUACAGCCCGCGUGGGCUCCUAAUGAGUAAUGACUUGUCAAGGGUGACCUGUGUUCGACCGAACAUUUGACUUUGGCCUGAAACCGCCUUCUUUUACGCCCAAAUCGUAAUUGCCUUUUAUAGAAGGUAGUAUUAUAUUAUGUUAAAAUCUUGGCAAGCCACGUUCCAUUAUCACUGAAGGUCGAAUUUGGCUUUAAUAGCUGGAUAGCCUAUUCAUUAUAAACUUUCCUCGGAAAAUCCUUUUAGGUUUAAAAAAUAUAGAAGUAACCAAUCGAAAAACAUUAAAUAAGCAACUUUGCAAUCUGCUUGCUAUGGUAAUAAAACGAUACCGAACGAAAGGUACCGAAAAAUUGGUAUCGUGUAGUCCCUAGCGAGCUGCAACCCUGAUAACGAACAUAACAAUAACAGUAGGGUGGCCUUGGAAGACCGCUACCCUUCAUUUUAAUCAGGCUUUGAACACAAUGAAAACUGCUUUCGUUAUAUUUUAUUGGUAAAUUAUGACUCAUUUUUGUUUAGGUUUAAGGAUUUCAAAUAAAAACUGACAGCCUUACUUAUGAACGUGAAGUAAAUAAUAAGUAAUACUUAAGGGCUGUUUAAGAAAAUUCCUUAUAAACGUUGAUUAAGCAUGUCUUAACUAACAUUUAAUCACUACUUAAGACUUUAAGUAGUGAUUAGUUAAAACGUUGCUUAGAAGGUGAUUAGAGAUUUUUAUAAGUAAGGGGGUGAUUGUUUAGAUAAGAACAAAUUUACUGUACGAGUAUUUAAGUAGUGGUAAAUAGUCGAAGGCCUGAGAUAUCAUAUUCAUGUCUUAGUUGUUACGGAUACGAUUUUCCGCCUAAACAUUUCCUUCGUCGUAUACCCACAUUACAUGUGUAUUUAUCCGAAAAUAGAAUUAGCAUAAAAGCAUUUAACGCCUUUGUAACCGCAGUAAUUCCGUCCGUUUGAUUUAUCAUACUUCGUAAGAUAAACAAACACUUCAUUGAAAAAUAUUUUAUUUCCAAGCCGACUGCUGUAAAUGCUCGCUUUAACACCUGUUUACAUACUUCAGUAAUUUUAUAUGUCGUCACGACUUUUCACAAUAGAUUUUACUAUCAAGUUUAACGAUCGUACAUUGUUAUAAUUACUUAAAAAUAUUUUAAUUUCGUUUAAAGAAUUUUGAACGCGUUAGGUACUUUUUAUUGGACGUGCAUAACUUGAUACGUCUAAUUAUACUAAGGAACUGUUCGUAAUACAUUAUUUUGUGGAAUGUGUGUUAAUAUGAAAACGAUAGUUUUUAUUACAAUAGUUACAAUUGUUCUAAAUCUAUGUUCUUUGACAAGAAGUGGGAGAGUCAAGAGAGUGGUUGGAGCCAUGGAUGUCGACUGUGGCACACAGCCCCGCGUAGCAUCUCUACGGAGUUUGAAGAGCCUACGCCACUCGUGCGGCGCUACGCUUCUAACUGCGCAUUUUGCCAUCACAGCGGCCCACUGCGUGGAGAAAGAUAAAGAUCAGUAUCUAGAGCUGAACAACUACUGCGUCCAAGAUAACGAGGGUCCCCCUAAAGCUGAAGUACUGGAAGUUAUCACAAACCCACUAUAUGAUCCGAUCACGAGAGCGCAUGACGUGGCUUUGCUGCGGAUCGCCCUACAUCUGAGUGACGUCACGUGGCUUAACUCCUCGCUAUUGCCCACAUCCUCGUUCGGGAUAUCAGGUGAAUGUACAAUAUACGGGUACGGGUUCCAAGAUGUUGAUACGCAGGUAAGUUCUGAGCGUCUGCUGGCGGGUUCGCUGAGGAUAGUGUCAUUGGACCGGUGCGCUACAGCGCUGGGUCCGCGCGUCGCGCCACGCCACGACGGCGGCAUGCUGUGCGCGCUAGGCGACCGUGUCGACGCCUGCCAGGGUGAUUCUGGUAGCCCGCUAAUAUGUUCCGGAGUUAUCGAAGGCAUAAGUAGCUACGGCAUGAGCUGUGCAGUGCCAGGCCUUCCUGGAGUGUACACCAGCAUCGGCCCGCACCUUCCAUGGAUACGUCAAGUGAUACAAGAUCAAUGAAUAAACUUAAACAAUA